CAAUAUUUUCCUCGUUUUGUUCAAACCUCAAACUCCACGCUCCUCCUCCUCCUUUCCAUCCCUUGUAAGAACAAACUCUUACACUCAAAACGCCAACAACACACACUCAAGACAUCAAGAAUCCCCUCAAAACACACUAAUGACUCAACCAUCAUCCCAUGUAACAGCACCUCUGAAAGAUGAGCUUGAUAUUGUUAUCCCAACUAUAAGAAACUUAGAUUUCUUGGAGCAGUGGAGACCUUUCUUUCAGCCUUACCAUCUUAUUAUUGUCCAGGAUGGGGAUCCUAGUAAGAACAUCCUGGUCCCUGAUGGCUUUGAUUGUGAGCUUUAUAAUAGGAAUGAUGUGAAUCGGGUUCUAGGUCCUAAAUCUAGUUGUAUCUCCUUCAAGGAUUCUGCUUGUCGUUGCUUUGGUUUCUUGGUUUCCAAGAAGAAGUAUAUCUUCACCAUCGAUGAUGAUUGCUUUGUCGCUAAGGAUCCAAGUGGGAAGGAGAUAAAUGCAUUGGCUCAGCAUGUACAGAAUUUGCUGACACCAUCUGCUCCAUUUUUCUUCAACACUCUUUAUGAUCCGUUUAGAGAAGGUGUUGAUUUUGUGAGAGGAUGCCCUUUUAGCCUGAGAGGAGGUGUGCCUACUGCUAUCUCGCAUGGACUAUGGCUAAAUAUUCCUGAUUAUGAUGCCCCAACUCAGCUUGUCAAGCCUCUCGAACGUAACACCAGCUCACACAGGUAUGUGGAUGCUGUUUUGACAAUCCCAAAAGGCACCCUGUUCCCAAUGUGUGGAAUGAACCUUGCUUUUGACAGGGAAUUGAUUGGCCCUGCAAUGUACUUUGGUCUCAUGGGUAACGGCCAACCCAUUGGGAGAUAUGAUGAUAUGUGGGCUGGCUGGUGUGCCAAGGUAAUCUGUGAUCAUCUUCGUCUCGGGGUGAAGACAGGACUGCCAUACAUCUGGCAUAGCAAGGCGAGCAAUCCAUUCUUGAAUUUGAAGAAGGAAUACAAGGGCAUAUACUGGCAGGAAGACAUCAUCCCGUUCUUCCAAUCUGUUGUCCUGCCAAAAGAUUGCACGACCGUGCAGCAAUGCUACCUUGAGCUUUCCAAAUUGGUCAAGGAAAAGCUUAGCCCUGUUGAUCCUUACUUCAAUAAACUUGGUGAUGCCAUGGUUACUUGGAUUGAAGCCUGGGACUUGCUCAACUCACCUGCGCAAGAAGCUGCAGCUCCGGUCGAUGGCGUUAAGAAAAACUGAGCUCUCUUUAGCCUUCAAAGACCGCAUUUCAUUUCUUUCACUGUUCUAGUUGUAUGUGAUUUCCUUUACCCUGUUCCAUUUUUCCCUGCUUACUUGGUGUCGCGCUUUGGAUCUCUAUGAUCUAGAACAGGAGCAUCAACCAUUAAUAAUAAAGUUCAGGCAGGCUA
Messenger RNA from Populus euphratica (Euphrates poplar), 1404 nucleotides. Its product is annotated as UDP-arabinopyranose mutase 1-like. Gene Ontology annotation, molecular function: UDP-arabinopyranose mutase activity. Gene Ontology annotation, biological process: plant-type cell wall organization or biogenesis; UDP-L-arabinose metabolic process. Lineage: Eukaryota; Viridiplantae; Streptophyta; Magnoliopsida; Malpighiales; Salicaceae. Bases 140 to 1237 code for a protein of 365 amino acids. The transcript is spliced from 5 exons. Gene Ontology annotation, cellular component: plant-type cell wall; Golgi apparatus; cytosol. The record is from RefSeq and is a predicted model, not a curated record.